This is a messenger RNA of Striga hermonthica, 1032 nucleotides long. Lineage: Eukaryota; Viridiplantae; Streptophyta; Magnoliopsida; Lamiales; Orobanchaceae. The record is from the annotation of a GenBank genome assembly.
AUGACGCCAUCCAAAUGCGAUCCCCACAGCGGUUUCGACCCAGACACCCGCAUUUUCCACAGCCUCCGCCCACCCAUUUCCUUGCCCCCUCUCACAAUCCCCUUUUCUUUCCCCGACUAUGUAUCCAACCUCCAUGACCCCCAUACCCCCACCGCCUUCAUCAUCGACGCCACCACGCGCCGCCGCAUCUCUCUCUCUGACCUCCCUCGGUUGUUCCGAACCCUAGCCUCCAACCUAAGCCGCCGAUUCCACCUCUCCAAAGGCGACGUGGCCUUCAUCCUCUCCCCCAACUCCAUCCACAUCCCCCUCCUCCACCUCGCCCUGCUCUCUCUCGGCGUCGUCGUCUGCCCUUCCAAUCCCCUUAGCUCCGCCGUUGAGAUCUCCCGCCAGAUUCACAUCACCAAACCUGCAAUUGCGUUUGCCGCCUCGGAUUGCGCAUCCAAGUUCCCUCCCUUACGUCUGGGGACAGUCCUCCUCGACUCUCCCGACUUCGACUCCCUUCUUCUUCCCAGAUCUGGACCUGUCGAGAGUCCGGUUAGGGCUGGCGUGCUCCAGAGCGACACGGCUGCGAUCCUCUACUCGUCCGGGACGACCGGGAGGGUCAAGGGCGUUGAGCUCACUCACCGGAACCUCGUGGCCGCGGUAGCCAGCGUGCGCGCAGUCCGCUCCGUCCGUCCAUCCCCUGCGGUGACCCUUUGUGCGGUCCCGUUCUUCCACGUGUACGGGUUCGCGCUGUGUCUCCGGGAGGUGGCUCUCGGCGGGAGUGUGGUGGUGGUGGAUAGGGCGUACCUGGGGACGCUUGUGGGAGCCGUUGAGGAGUUCAAGGUGACGCAUCUGGCAGCGGCGCCGCCUACAGUGGUGGAGAUGGUGAAGACUGAGGCGGCGCUGGAGAGAUUUGAUCUAAAUUUGUUGGAGACGGUGCUGUGUGGCGGAGCCCCGUUGGCGAAUUCGGUAGUGGAGAAGUUCAAGGGGAGGUUUGGCCAUGUGUCACUGAUGCAGGUAUGUAUUGUUGACUAUUUUUUGUUUACUUAG